Messenger RNA from Xyrichtys novacula (pearly razorfish), 18705 nucleotides. The record is from the annotation of a GenBank genome assembly. NCBI's taxonomy places the organism in Eukaryota, Metazoa, Chordata, Actinopteri, Labriformes, Labridae.
UUUGGCGACAAUCAUCUUUGUCGGUGAACAAAAUGGCGUCUUACUGUUUGACUGUCACUAGGCUGCAGGUAAGAAAACAUUUUAUACAUUUACAGAGCUUUUGCUCCUAUUGUUAUCUCGCAUAUAGGUGACAACAAAGAUUCUCUAUCGUAUGGUACAGCUAUUAGCCUUACAGAUCGACCAACUGUCGGUAAAUGAGGAUUAAAGCCGGCAUCGAGCCGCUGUUAUCGGGUCACAGUGUCCCCGUUUGACUCCUGACAGCGACGCUGUAACGGUUUCAAACAACGACCGAUUCAACAGCAGCCAAUCUUAGACCGGUUAAUCGCUAAUUUUACCUUAAAGUAUUUGUCGAAAUCAACUUCUUUAUCGCUGCCACUGGUCUCCUUUAUUUUAAUGUUUGCAAGGUGAUGGCAAGGUUACUGAGUUUUCUUAAUGCGCACUUGAUGGAGGUUCACCGCUGACAGCUGCUAAUGAUCCUGGGACCAUGUUUCUAACCAGCGGCCAUACAGCAGAUUACACUACAUAGAUGGCAAUUAUUCUUUAAACCAGGUGCUAAUUAAAAUCAUAAAUAUUUACAAAAAAAUGUUGAAAAAAUUAGAAGUCAGCAAUUAAUUUCGAGCCAGUGGCAGCUUAAAACCAGCUUCUGAUGACUGAUUCCACUACUUAAAUGUUUACACAUUUUUCAAUUUAAUUUUCUUUUUUCAAAUAUGUUGUGUAUGCACUCCCUUAAAAGGUCAACUUUAGUGGGCAAUGAUGUGCACUAAGCUGCCCCAUCAUUUAGUCGAUCUAAUGGAGCCCCAGACAAGAGCUGUGUAAUAACCUGUACCUUCUGAGAGCUUAAAAAGUUCUGUUUUAAUUGACAUGAUAAGACAGGUACUUUCAGUAAUGUAAUAAUUUUUCUAUUAUUAUUAUGUACUGUAUUUUUAUACUGUCUAUUACACUGUGCAAUAUCCUUAGCUUAUGUCUUUAACACUGUGCUUUGUAAAUAGCUUUAUUUCUAAUAUUCUGCCCUUCGUACUAACCAUUGUAAUCUUUUAUUAAUCUGAUUUCAUUUGUAUUUCUAUUUUCCUUUUAUUAAUAUUUGUAUUUUCAAGAGCAAGUGUGAUGAUCGAAUUACCUCCGGGAUACAUAAAGUAUCCAGGUUCUAAUUCAGAUUCGGAGUUAUUGCUGAAGACAUAUUGUGUGGUAGUGGUUGUGUUGUGGACUGAGCUAUGCUGAUAGGUUUUAUUUUGUCGUCUUUAUUGACGAACAUGGGGAUGAGCAUACCGGGAAAACAUUUCAAUAUAUUGCACUCCAGCACCUUCUAAUCUACAGCUUCAACAAUUGAAUUUAAACAACAGUCACCACCUGUCUGAUCAUGCCAACAAAUAUUGAAAAUAUAGAAGCUUAGGAAAAGUAGAAUUUAGAUUGCCAAGGUUUACCUUGCAAGUCUAAAUAGCACCACUACUUUUAACACACAUUAAACUACGAACAGCACUAGGUUGCACGUGCCAAGUGUAUGUUCAUGAAUUCAUGGGCUAUUUUAGAUUUUUUCUUUGAAGUAUAUACACCCUGCAAACAUUCAGGGGUUUCACCUGCUGACGUAGUUCCCAUGCAGAGAUAUAUUUAUGAACUGCUGUUGCACAGAUAUUCUCCACAGUUAAAAGUGUUCAUCAGUUCUACUUUAGUUAGGUUCUCUGUGUUCAGACUGAGAUCACAUGCCAGUGUUUUAUGACAGUCAUGUGCUCACAGUGGGUGAUAUGUCAUUGAGUGAAUUUACAUUUCAGACUCGUGGUGCUAAAGGGGUGUAUUACUAGUUUCAUUUCACUGAAAGUAUGUGUAUUCCUUCACUGAUUAUGUAACACUGUUGAGGGAUGUUUGAGGGACUCAUUGAAUCAGUCAGAUAGUUAGCAAGCAGAGCUGACCUUUCACACAGUUUAUUCAGAGCACAGUGAUUUUCCACAGAUGUAAGACUGAGAGGAAACAGAUAUACAAAAAAAAACAUGUGAGUAAAGCUAGUGAAAAGAUAACACUCAAUGGUGUGAAACUCUCAUACGCAGGCAGAACAGAUCUAAAUCCAACCCUUCAAGCCAACUUUAGCCAGACAAAGUAACAGAAGAGACUAUUUUGAAUUGCUCUUGGUUUUAAUAACUUAAAGUUUCAUUUAGUUGUACAGUAUAAAGUAUAAAGUGGGUCUUCUUCCACCAUGUUUCUGCAGCAGCACAGAACAAAUACUAACAUGCAUUUUUGUAUUUAGUGGCAGGCUAUGCAAAGUGCACUGGUUAGAGGAUGACAAGGGAGAGGAAAGUGCUUGUUGUGUUCAAAAGAUUUGUAUUGACAGGUAUUUUUGACUUGACAUAUGGAGGAUUAUCUUCAUCAUGCACCACUGGAGCUUCUUGUCCUUAGAGGCCACCGUAGCUUUGCCAAUAGCAGCUGAGAUAAAAAAAAGCCACUCAGGGUCUAAGUUGGCUAGUUGAGAUGCAACAUACUGAAUUAAAUCAAAGUGCUUGUAAAUUUUGCUGUUUUUUAAACAAAAGACUGAAAAAUAAUCUUAUAAAAACAAAACUUAAAUAACAAUGAUAAUGAAGGUGAUAAUGAUGGUCAACAGAAAAUAUUCAAACCCACUCACCCCAUUUUUCUGCCUCCUGCCACAUGUCUGAAUAAUUGCGAAUAAAGUGAACCACCCUAAGGUGCACAAAGGCUGGAAAUAGAAUUAAACUAAGAAAAAGAAACACAGACAAAACACAUCACGGCUGCUACAGGAGGGGUGAGCACUUCAAGCUAAUAUGACAGCUCAGUAUCAUCAAAUAUAACAUAAAAAUGUUUGUAGUACAGAAUCUUAGACUUUGCUUUCAGUGCCUUGAUCAAAUCUUUCAGACUCCACGGCACAGCAGAACAAAAUGUGCAAAAAUAGUCAUAAUACUGUAUGUUAAAAAAGGGUUUGCUUUGGUAUGAUACUGAUCCAGCAGAGCAGCUUAGGGCAUUCAGAGCUCCUCUUCAGAUCUUAUGUGCAUAUUAAAGUGAACUGUGUGAGCCUUAUGAACCUUAAAAUAGAGGACUCGUCGUCUCUCUUUCUGUCAGCACAUUUUUACUGCUGCAUCCUGCAAGAUUAAGUUUAAACCACCCUCACAUAUGCUUCCAUUUGUGCAUGAUAUGACUGCCUCUGUUUAUAACUCAGAUUGAAUCUGUGAGUACUAAACUGCACAGUUAAAUGUUGUUUAUGAUGUUAUUGCCUCUGUUUCCUCCAUCUUAGCUGGCCCUUGGAACCGGGGCAAGGCGCUUUCAUGUCUCUGCAGCCUUCAGCGCCAAGGCCAAGGUGGCCAUGAGCCGCUUUGAGCCGGGCUCCACCGUUAACUAUGACAAGAUGCAUGAGAACAUCAACACUGUGCGCAGGAGGUCAGCCGUCUCCUUCCUCACAUGGACACUCACAAACUGUUUGUUGAUUACAGCUUGGCUCAUGAGCACUGGAGGGUGUUCAUUACAGCUGUGAGAUAAAUCAUGUGACAUUUUAGAGCGUUGAUUUGUCAGGGCAGCAGGGAGCACGCAGCCAGCUUGGAUGUCCUGGUGAUCCUUCUUACUAAACUUAGCACGCUCUGUAAUCCAGGAAUACAAGAUGCUUUGUGUGGCUGUUGUGUUACAGUUAAAGGAACAGUCUGCUGUUGGUCUUCACGUUUGGCUCUGAUUAUCAUUCUGGUGUUGAGAGAAAUAAACACAAGUUAACUAAAUUCAAGACUUUUACAAUAAAUAAAAUGAUUAUAGGCUACUUUAGUAAAAACUUGUGAUGCUGCUCACAUUGACCAACACAAAGUCAUAUUAACUCCAUCUUUUCCCAUAAAUCCAUCUCCCCAGGCUCGGCCGGCCUCUCACGCUGUCUGAGAAGAUUGUAUACGGUCACCUGGAUGACCCAGCAGGGCAGGAGAUUGACCGUGGCCGCACAUACCUGCGCCUGCGUCCGGACCGCGUGGCCAUGCAGGACGCCACAGCUCAGAUGGCGAUGCUUCAGUUCAUCAGCAGCGGCCUCCCAAAGGUGGCCGUCCCCUCCACCAUCCACUGUGAUCACCUGAUCGAGGCUCAGAUCGGGGGGGCUCAGGACCUGCAGAGGGCUAAGGUUAGUAAAGACAGAGGGAAGAAUAUCACGGGCGUGACAGAUAUAUAUGGGGCUGUCAUUGGUGUGAAAUAAACUUAGAUAGAAGAGAAACAGUCAAUCUUUUGGUACUCUGUACUGUCCCACUAGUGGUCUCCAUUUUUUCCCUGUAUGAACUCAUCAAAUACUAUAUCUAGUAUUAUGACAGAGGGUCAUGAUGUAUAGACGCUGUCUGAAAUGUAAAUAAUAAAAGCUUACUCUUUGAUUUGGAAGUGAAAGUCUCUUUGGUUUGGAAAAGACUGAACACAAACAGUGAAAAUACUGAUUCCAGGUAUAGAGAAUGAGAGCCGCUUGAUGUUUUUGCAGCCAGCACUCCGUUUAUAAAAGCCAAAAUUCAGAUGAAAAAGCCCGACUGCCGGUAAAGUGCGUUUUUGAUACCAACCUCAAACAGCCCCAUUAUUUUGUUGGCAAGGUGCAGUUAUGGAGAGACUCUGCAGAUCAAAAAAUCUACUUCUGCUCUUUUCUCUGUUUAUGAUGAGUGCAGAAAGAGCCAGUUUCUAUAUUUGUGGUGUUUAAACAGUGUUAUUGUUUAGAUAAUUAAAGAUAAUCUCUUGCAGAGUGCUGAUUUUGUGGUUUAAUCUCUUGAACUGGCUUUUUACAUUUUCAAAAGAUUGAUUUUACUUUUGCGAGCUAAAUUUAGGUAUGUGUUUAAGAGUUUUAAUGUCGUUUUGGGCAAAUUUGUUCUUCAGCAGGCAGUUUUUCUCGUGGUUUAAGCAGUAGACUUUUCUUUCAGCAAAGUAGAUAUGACAGUUUGGUUUAAAUCAAUUGUCUAGUUCACUUCAUAAAUUAAGAUUAGGAUGACAUACAGCUUUUAGUUUUAGUUCUGGUGUUGUGAAAGACUUUGAGAAUUAUUGGACCUUCUCCCACUGAGCUUACAUGGCUCCCCUUGUGUCUAUCAUGUUAAAGUCACAUCAGAGAUGUCUAAUUUUGUCCUAAUACUUCUUAAAUUUCCUCUCAAACCAGGAGGUAAACCAGGAGGUGUACAACUUUCUUGCAACUGCUGCUGCCAAAUAUGGAGUGGGUUUCUGGAAACCUGGAUCGGGGAUCAUCCAUCAGGUACAGUUUGACUUUUGUGAUGUGUGCCCAGAUUUGUAGAAUAACACCUUUUUGCACCAGUCAGACAAACUUAAAAAAAGAUGUAGGCACACAAAUCAACCUGUUAACGGGAAUGGGCUGAAUCUCAGCCUGUGUGGCUGUAACCUGAGACUAACUGAUCCCCUCAAAUAUAUCCAAUACUCUGCUUUUCUUUGCCACUGUGUUGCUGCAGGCGGUCAGUGGCUUUCUCUCUCUUUAAAUGUCUUACAUUUUCUGUUGUUUGUCCAAUAAAUUUUGACUUUGGACAACUGUUUUUAUGAUUCCUUGAAUAUUUGAAGGAGAUUUUUAAUGUUUCCACUUUGUUGUAUUAACUUGCAAAUUUGAACAUUAUGAAGAGGAACAUCACAUCUUUUGAAUACUUAAAUGUUUGCCAGUGUGAUUAGACAAGUUGGAAUGGGUAUAUUAAUGCCAGCUAUCUGCACAAAGUGAAAUAUUUAAAGGUGUUUCAGUUUCAGUCUUACAGCUGACGAAAAAAAAAACAAACAAAAAACCUCAAAUCAUCAGAAUAUUACAAAACACCAAACCAAAAAAAGGAUUUCUAGUACAGAAAUGUUAAAACUCUGGAAAAUUAAGUUGAUUUAUUCACUCCGUACUUCCUCGAGGCUCCUUUUGCUUAAUUACAGCAUCAGCGCAACGUGGCAUGGAGUUAGUCAGUCUGUGGCUCUGCUGGGGUGUUACUGAAGCCCAGAUUGUUUCGAUAGCAGCCUUGGGCUGAUUUGUAUUGUUGCUUCGGUGUCUCUCAUCUGUCUCUUGUUGAUAUCCCCAAAAAUUCCCUACGGGAUUCAGGGUAGGCCAGUUGGAUGGCCAAUCAACACGGUAGUACACAUGAUUAACAAACCAGUCUCCCUCUGGCAGUUUUGGCGCUGUGUGCAGGUGCCAGGUCCAGCUGGAAGAGAAGAUCUCAGUCUCCAUAAAGCUUCUCAGCAGAUGGAAGCAUGAAGAGCUCUAAAAUCUGCUGGUAGACACUAGGAUGCAAAUAAAGUUUUCUGUCUUCAGAGAAAGUGAACUUGUAUCAGCCAGAUUUGUUGGUUGGCACAUCAGAUCUUCGAAAGAUGGAAAUCAGAAUUAUCCAAAGAAAAAUAAAAGAUGCUAGGAUAUUUUAUACUUUGGAUUUUUCACAAAGAAAAAGUUGAGUCUAUUUUAACAGUUUACUCAGCUACUGAACUUUUUUUCAGCAUCUGAGGUUUCUGUUCCUCUUCAAACACACUCGAAGGGAAUCUUUGAUGGCUUCAUUUUACGGAAUCUGCUCAUCACUCUACACUGUCUGCUGUGAAUCAGCAUGCAGUUCCUCCCAAACUGUCUUUGUGCCAAAGUGAUUAAUGUAACCUCUCGUCUGGCUCUUUUUGGACCAGAACAUUCCCACAGAAGUUGUCCAUUUUCAUCAACAGUCCAAAAAAGUGAGGGAUAGGUCCUGGAGGAAUAUUGUGUAACUGGCUGUGACUGUCUCCCUCCCUCUCUCUCUUUCUGUGUGGACAGAUCAUUCUGGAGAAUUAUGCCUAUCCUGGAGUGAUGCUGAUUGGUACAGACUCCCACACUCCUAAUGGAGGUGGGCUGGGCGCCAUCUGCAUCGGAGUGGGCGGAGCUGAUGCUGUGGAUGUCAUGGCUGGAAUCCCAUGGGAGCUCAAGUGUCCCAAAGUGAGCUCUUAAUAACUUACUUUUUUACUUUAUUUAUAGUUUGAACCAUUUGUGGAUCUGUUAAGCACCCUCAUGUUUGAUUUUUGUUUGUACACGCUUGUGUGUGUUUUUCCUGCAGGUGAUUGGUGUGAGGUUGACAGGAACCUUGUCCGGUUGGACCUCUCCAAAAGAUGUGAUCCUGAAGGUAGCUGGUAUUCUGACUGUGAAGGGCGGUACUGGAGCCAUUGUGGAGUAUCAUGGACCUGGAGUUGACUCCAUCUCCUGCACAGGUGAGGAGGAGACAGUGGACAGUGAGAGCUUUAACACUGUCCUCAUCUUUCUUAUAAAAACAAUAGAUUUCAACAACCUGAGAACAGUAUUUUGAUUCUUUUUGCACUUUUAUUGUCCAGGAAUGGCCACAAUUUGUAACAUGGGUGCUGAGAUUGGAGCCACCACAUCUGUUUUCCCCUACAACCACCGUAUGAAGACGUACAUGGAGAAAACCGGCCGUGGAGGUCAGUCAGUCUCCUCCUGUGUGUUCAUUUUCUGUCUGCUCUGCCUUUAUUCACUGGUACUUAGCUUCAUUAUGAUCUCCUCCUUCAUUCAGAGAUUGCCGCUUUGUCCGAGCAGUUCAAAGACGACUUGGUCCCGGAUAAAAACUGUGAAUACGACCAGAUCGUAGAGAUCAACCUGAGCGAGGUGAGUCACAAUAUUUUGGUGUCUGAGCAUGAACAGCCAGGAUGCCAAAGCAGCAUAUGGUGUGUUUCCUCCAAGUGGUCCAUUUUGGUCCAGUUUGGCACGGGAAACUCUGAUCUUGCUCUGGUUUCCACGGCCAACUACACCCUGGUGGUUGCUUCACACAGGAAGCAUGUUGGCUGCAUGUGUGACGCUCCAGAACGGCUUGAUUUCCAUGUAGGUGUGCAUGUGAUCAGAGCAGAUUUUUUUCCACAAGUGGUGCUCAAAUCUGGGCCAAAAUAGACAGAGAAUUUAUAAGCUGAGGGCUUAUAAUGUUUAUAUCAAAAUAUGGAGUGGAGGGUGGUCCAGUAUGCUCUUCAAAGCAAAAACCUGAUCCAUUUUUUAUGAUGAGACUCCCCUUGUUUUUACUCAGUGCUUUUAUUUUGAAGUUGUCUGGGACAGUCACUGUAGGAAAACACAGAUCUACUGUUUUGGUACCUUUCUCAUUAUUUUUCUUACCAGCAGAUUCAACAUUAACCCUCAUUUCGACUCCUAACACCACGCACUACACGAUGAUUGACACAAUGUUUGGCAUUUUCUCCAGUUUAAUCUACAUAAUGUUUUAUUCAAACUAAAAAUGAAAGCUUAGCACAGUGUGUGCAUAGGUGCGUGUGACUUCUAAAUGUUACAGCCUGGGGCAUGGUGUAUGUAGCUCAGCUGUUGAAGCAUGCAGCACAUGUGAUGAGGCUACAGCCAUUUCAGCACUCCCCCUUUUUUUUGUUGUUUGUUUUUGCUGCAUAUCUGCAUCCUAGAGUGUAUAAAACACGGACACAGCAACGGUGACCCACCUGUUGGUUCUCUGGUGUUAUUGGAAAUGCUGACUCAAGCUUAAUCAACCUUGGUCAGCCUCGGCAAAGAGGUGGAAUUGAUAGUUUGGCCUCCUGACACUCAGCUGCAGCACACCAGUCAUAUCAGCUCUAUCACCCCUAGUUAUGGAAAUCCAUGCAGAAGCCCUAGCCUCAAUAAAAUGAAAAAAUAAAUGAGCUAUAGAAAAAAAAAACACUCCCUUUACAGUGCAAACACAUAAAAAACUAUCCAAACCAAAAAAAGGCAGGAAUAAUGAUCGAGAUUAAAACAAAAUACAUUUAAUCAAAUUUGCUCAUCUUAGCAUGCUUAUCUUGACAUUCAUCAGCAUAUGAAUGAGUGAGUGCUGAUACUGAAUUUCUGAAUCAAUGACCAGCCAAAUCCAGCUGAUAUCAUGUUCACGUUAUCUUAACCCCUGUCCACUUCAAACAGAACCCACUUCCCUGUGUCACAUAACAGCGUAGUCAUGUUCUGCGUCACGUGUUAGUGGUGUUUUUUCUCAUUUUAGCAACAAAAUAUUGAUAUUGACAGUGGUCAAAUGCGUGGGAUAGUAGCUUCACAAAGAGAUCACUCAUUCGCGCCUUUUCCCCUCUCUUCUUCAAACAGUUAAAACCCCACAUCAAUGGGCCAUUCACCCCCGACCUGGCCCACCCUGUGUCUGACAUCGGAGCCACAGCGAAGAAGCACGGCUGGCCCUUGGAGGUCAAAGUUGGUCAGUAUUAAUAACACAGCUGUAUUAUCUUUCAUUGAAAAUGCUUUGUCUAGUGAAAUGUGAUAUAUUUCCUUUUGUUCCAAGAAGCUGUGUUAUUGACCAGAUUUGUGCCGAUCAUAUUGCUGCCAUGUCACGUUGUGGACCACGACCAAGCUCAACAGAGUCCCAGUUAUUUAUAAAAUUAGUAAAUACAAGGAUGAUGAUUGACGCAUUGAAGCACAAAAAGCCUGUAGUUUGAGUCUUGAUUUCUUUUUAUGUAAGAAGUGUUAUCAUCAGUAAAGAGGAAUCCUUCCAACACGCUCUUGAACUGUUUAUUCCUGCACUCAACUUCUUCCUUCUCUCUUCCCUCCCACAAAUAUUGAACUCUUCUCUCUCAGGUCUGAUCGGCAGCUGCACCAACUCGAGCUACGAGGACAUGGGCAGAGCCGCCUCUUUGGCCAAGCAGGCUCUGGAUAAAGGGCUGAAGUGCAAGGCCCAGUUCACGGUCACCCCCGGAUCCGAGCAAAUCCGUGCCACCAUAGAGAGAGAUGGAUAUGUGAGUCACAGUCUCAUAACAUUUAAUGAGAGAGGAUUAGCAUAAAAGUCCUUUUUUUUAAGCAGAUUUACAGAAGUGAGUUUUUCAGAGAUGAAUAAGAAGACUUCUCAUGUUGCGUUUCUUUCUUCAGGCCAAGAUCCUGAGUGAUGUCGGUGGAGUUGUGCUCGCUAAUGCUUGUGGCCCCUGCAUUGGACAGUGGGACAGGUAUGUCACAGUGCAGUGUUGUCAUGGUGGGCGAUGAGUUGGGUCGUCAACGAAUAUUCUAAAUUCAAAUAUAUAUAUUAGAAUGUGAAAACUAAUAUUCAAAUAUUGCAGCGUGAAAAAACUGAGAGGGAAAAAAUGAAAAAUCAUCCAUGGCACAUGCGAAAGAGAUGGUGGGAUGUCCGGAGCCAAACUCAGAGAGAGUGGUCUGGACUCCAAUGAACUUUAGAGGCUCCGUUUGGAAACUCUUAGGAUUUUGGGCAGACACAUAAGACAGAAAAAAUGCUGAGUGAGACAAAAUUAUAUGCAAGCUGUGUAAGCUAGAUAUUCGAAUAUGUUCUAACCUAUGUGUUAUUUUUAGAACGAAUAUUCAAACGUCAUUUUGGAGCAAUUUUGACAGCCCUAGUGAUGAGUGUGUCAUGCCAGAGCUUUGGUCAAGAACGAGGAUAGCCAGGUGUAAGAGGAGGCCACAGUUGAUCCAAAAUUGAGCUCUUAAGUAAAUAAAUCAGUUCUGUUCAAAUUAAGGAAAGUUAAUAUACGUCAUGAUUUGCAGACCGGACACACGGUGAGAGGCUUUCCCAUUCUGAUUUGUGUUACUUGAACACAUUUAAUCCUAUCAGAACUCUUGUAGAGCUGCACGAGAGGCUGCAGGUUUUCUUUCCAACCCAAAACUCCACCAGGUGAUUUCACUGAUUAGUCCCUGCUCUCUGCUUGGAGGUAAGGUAAUCAGUAAAAUCACCUGGUGGAGUUUUGGAGUUUUGGGUUGGAAAGAAAACCUGCAGCCUCUCGGCCCUCCAUGGCACAUGAUUGCCCACCCCUGGUCUAUGUGCUUCUCUAUGUCAGCCUUGUGAAUAGCAGAUGAUCAGUCCAGGGUCCACCUCACCUCUCACCCAGUGUCAGCUCCAGAUCCCCACAGCUGUGAAUAGGAUAAGCAGUUAUAAAUAAAUGAUGGAUGAAGAGCUUUUUAAUAUUAGUCAAAGUCCAACAUGACACACUUCACCAUUCUGUAUCCUCUGAUCUCAGAGGCUGCAGUUUUUCUGAACAUAUGUAUGUUUCAAAGAGACUGAACUUUUGAUUUUAAUGAGCUUGUGUCCUUCCUUCUAAUUAGGCCUAAAGAGCGGGGAAUAUUCUCUGUGUUGUUCCACUGUACACUUUCAUAUUAUUCCACUAAUGAAGCCACAAAGGUCCACAAGCAGAGCUUUGGACUUUUCUUCUGGUGUGAUAUAAAAACAGAAGGCUUGCUGCACAGAAGUACAAAGUGAAGUCUGAUCAGAUAAAGUAUUCCUUUGAGAAAAGUGGACUGAACAAGACGGAUUAGACUAAAAUGCCUUUUGUUUCCACUCUCCUCAGAAAAGAUGUGAAAAAAGGAGAGAAGAAUACGAUCGUCACGUCCUUCAACAGAAACUUCACUGCCAGGAAUGACGCUAACCCUGCUACUCAUGCUUUCGUCACCUCUCCCGAGGUCAGAGUAAAGAAAAACACGCUCAGAGAUUACAGAUAAAUGAAAGCUGUACACCAGCAUUCAUUAAACUUCUGACAGAGGCUUAGACAUGCAGCAUGGGCGAUGUGUUUCAUAUAUAUGUAAUGAUAUUUCAUGGCAGCAGAAAGGUAAAUGCUUCUCUUUCAAUGUGAUGCAGAUUGUCACGGCGCUGGCUAUUGCCGGAACUCUCAACUUCAACCCAGAGACAGACUACCUGACAGCACCCAAUGGAGAGAAGUUCAAGCUGGAACCCCCCACUGGUGAUGAGCUCCCCUCCAGAGACUUUGACCCAGGUCAGGACACCUACCAGCAUCCUCCUGCAGAGAGCGGCGCUGUCAAGGUGACUUUUUCUUACAUUCUUUUAUCGCUUCAUUAGACUCAGUUUUUAAUCUUACAGCGAGCAAAGUGAUCUGAUAUGACAGCUGGUGAAAACCGUAAAUCAUAUGUGGUUUGAGCUGCACUUUGUCUGUUUUUGGUACAAAUCCCUGGACAAACACUGAUGUCUAAUCUAUUUUGUUGUUGUUGUUGUUGUUGUUGUUGUUGCUCAGGUGGACGUGAGCCCCUCCAGCAACCGUCUGCAGCUGCUGGAGCUACCUUCCUCACGGAAGAUGGAGGACAUGAGAGUUCUGUAAUCCCACGAGGAGGAUUCUGCACAGUAACCUGUUAACCCGUGUUGCCCUGAGCGGCUAAAGCAGGAGCAGAUUUAAGAAGCAGCGUACAGCUCUGUUUGGAUUAUCAUCUGAACUUUCACUUUCUUUAUAUCCUUCUGUUCCUGCAGCAUAAUUCAAUUCAAGAGAAAUGUGUAUCGUAGAGUCGUGUGUAAGUGGUGUACCUGAGAUCUUAUUAUCAGACUAGUCCUGUGGAGUUGUUUUUACUACAAUCAUAUUAAAAGACAAAUAGCCAAGGUUAGUCUGAGAGAGUGUUUCCGUUGAGCAUAUGAGCCUGAUACACUUAAUGAAUACCAUAAAUAAACGUGAACCCUGUGGUUUCUUUUGAAUAGAAAAAUCAUACAGCACUUAGUCCCGUUGCUGGAAUCAAACCCACUUUGGCUCAAUGUGUGCUUUAAAAAAAAUUCAAAUUUCCUCUGCUUUGAUCACAAAAAAAUUCAAAAUUACAGCACCCACUUGAUUGUCCUUUUUUAAGUGAAAAGGCAAAAAACUAAUCACAAGGAUCAAAGAUUUAUACUGGUUAAAAUGGAUUAAAAGGAAGCUGAGACGCAGGUAUAGGGGUAAGGUUAAAAUGUUUGAGAAGACUUUUUUUGUUUGUUUCUUUUUUUUUUUUUGUUUCUCUUGUUGACUGGGAAAGGUUUGUUCAUGUAUAACUUCAGGAUUUAUCCAAAGCUCCGCUCAAGCUAACAAAAAACAAACAAACAAAAAAAUAAACACUGAUUCCUAGAAAUAUCAGAUCUUUGGAUAAUUUCCUUUAUUCCUCUGUAAUCUCUGCUCUUCAUCGCUCCAUUUUCCUCUCCCCCUCUGUAGGUGAAAGGAAAAUGCACCACCGACCACAUCAGUGCUGCCGGGCCCUGGCUGAAGUUCCGCGGCCACCUGGACAACAUCUCUAACAACCUGCUGAUCGGAGCGGUCAACAUCGAGAACGAUGCCGUUAACAAGGUGAAGAACCAGCUGACAGGAGAGUACGGAGGCGUGCCAGACGUCGCCCGCCACUACAAGGUGAAUAUGACUAAUAGUUUUUUUACAGUUAUAGGAUACAAAAAAUAGUCAGUUACAUGUUUGUUAGGUACAUCUGGCUGACAUGAACACAUCUCUACAACCAGCCCCUCCUACAUGAAGACUUCAAUGUUCAGGAUCUGUUUUUUCUGUGCAUGUUGUUCAGUUGCUGCUGAGCAGUGUUGCAUUAUUUCAGAAGGUGUUUCAGAUGUUUUAGCCUAACCGUCUUAAAGCAAAGAGCAAAUGAGGAGCAAGUGAGUGAGUUCAAGCAGAACCAGUUUUAUUUUCUGCAUGCUGUUCUCUUAACUAGAAAUGUGUUGUGCAAUAUUUUGUGUAAAACUUUUUUCCAAAAAGCUUUGCUGUUAACACCAGUUGAAAUACUUGUCUGUCCUUCUUUCAACGUGUCAUCCAGGCUAACGGAGAAAACUGGGUGGUGGUUGGAGAUGAGAACUAUGGGGAAGGGUCGAGCAGAGAGCACGCCGCCCUCGAGCCACGACACCUUGGAGGACGCGCCAUCAUCGUCAAGAGCUUCGCCAGAAUCCACGGUGAGUUUUGGAGCUCAAGGAGGAAACAAUACAAAUCUAAGCUGGUAUAAGCUGCCACUGCUCCAGACAUGUACACUUUUCUUUUGCUGUAACUCAGAUCAUUAAAUUCUUCAAGAAAGGUUAUGACAAUAAAAAAAAAACACUUAAACAUUGUUAGCAAAGUCUUAGACCGAAGUGAUGGUUCUUCAGUGCUGCAUGUUUACAGUCUGCAGAAAGAGCUCCCAGCAGAGUCUGGGUGAGUCUUCAUGCUAUAAUUAAACUCUAUUAGAGGCGGUUCAUCACAGACAGGAAAACUCUGAAUGUGAGCAAGAGGGGGGAUAAAAUGAAGUCUGGAGACAGCUAAACAGAUGCUCUAUAAUUACUGAUUCUUUCAAAAACAACAGUGUUACUACCUCAGGAGCCAUCAUCAGGAGUGUGCAUGCAUAUACUGUAGAUACUCAAGUAAACUUUGCUGUAGAUAAUUGUUUUUUUUUACUCUUUAGUCCUUCUUUUGUUCCCUAAACUCAUAUAUCAUACUUGAUUUCGAACACUUUGCUAUAAAAUCUAUGAAGCUGUCCCCCAACAUGUCAUAGUGCAUUACUCCUAUUACACAUCCUCUUGUACAGGAUCUAGUCAUUUAGCUUUAAUAAGGUCUGUGCUGCUUGAAAAAUUAAACAACAGGGUAAUCAAGAAGUGAAGUGUUUCAGGAAGUAAUGCAAACAUCUGCUGCUCACUGCAGACUCUCUGAAACCACACAGUUGUCUUAAAAAUGUCUCGACCACCAUCAUUUGGUUUCCAACCUAGAGGGGGCGCCAGAAAUCUCAUAUAGAGGUAAGGCUCUGGCUGCUCUGAGGGUGUCAAAAAUAAAAUUUGCAUACAUUAACCAAUGUUAUGAUUACACACUUGAUAGAUAGUUAGCGACUAUUUUUGUCCUUAACUUAUGGAAAUAUUUCUGUAGUUGGGGUCAAACUCUGGAAUACUUUACUGAACGAUUUGAAGGGUGCUAUGAAUAGAUUAGAUUAGACCAAACUUAUAUUGCAGUUUCAGAGAAAAUAUGAAGAAAUCAUUAUAAGACUUAACAAAGCUGGCUGAUAAUGAGGUUUUUAAAUGGGAAAAUUUCACCAAAGAACUUUUCUUCGUGCUCGUGGCUCAGGAGUUUUUGGUACGAGCAGAGGGAGCUUGAAAGAAAAAGGGUCGGGGACAACUGCUUCAGAUGAAGAAUAGGACAAAAGAAGGAGUUUUAUGUACACUGCUUCUUUUAUAGUUUUAAUUCAUGCAAAAUGAUUUUCUUAGAGCAUCAAGAACAAACAAAAGAAAUAUUUCUGUUUGUACACAAUACAGUGUUCAGAGCUGUGAACAGAUCUAAGAUCUCUCUGAGGGUGAAGUUUGUGUAGAUAUAACAUUUAUGAUAAUUAAAAAGCAGACUCAGUUUCUUGAGUGCAUUAUUUCUCAUGAUCUCAACCUCCCUCUGGUUACCCAACAGAAGAAAAAUGUGAGUCAGUCUGAUGUUUUUCUGAUCUUUGUCUCCCCUCUCACAGAGACUAACCUGAAGAAGCAGGGCCUGCUGCCUCUGACCUUUGCUGACCCCAGUGACUACGACAAAAUCCGCCCUGAUGACAAGAUUUCAAUCACCGGGCUGAAAUCGUUGAAUCCUGGCAAGGUGAGGAAUAUUUCGUCAUAAUGAAACCUGACUCUGAAGGACAGCCUGGCUUCUUGGCUCCGUACUGGAGGUGAAUGAUUGACACUUGGUCUGUUUGCCUUCAGCCUCUGACAGCGGUGAUCAAGCACAGCGACGGCAGCCAGGAGUCCGUCUCUCUGAACCACACCUUCAACGAGACGCAGAUUGAGUGGUUCCAGGCUGGCUCCGCCCUCAACAGGAUGAAGGAGCUCCAGUGAGGAGGGAGGCGGGGCCUGAAGGGGCCAUCGAGGGGCCUUGACGUGGGUGAAGAAGGAGAGAAACGUGAGCCAGGAGAGGAGAUGGCAAAGAGGAGGAGAUUGUGUGAACACGGUCGAUGGUUAGAAGACUUUUUGUGUUGAUGUCAGUUUAGAGAUGGUUGUAGUUUUGCUGAGAGAGGAAAAACUACCACUUACACACACAUAAACACACACACCCCCACACACAAGGUCGCUGUACAGAUGAAAAGCGCACACACACGUACACAAGCACGCACACGCACAGACAGGAUUACUGUGAAAGCUUGUUCAGAAGACAGGCAGAAUGACUUGCACAGACACGCAAACAAGCACACACCCCCAAAGCUUAGCAGUGUGUGUCUCUGUUGUAGGCAGCAUUGUGUUUAUAAUGAAAGCACAGCACACUUUAACACCACUGUUGUCAUAACUUUGUAUUGUUCAGUGUCUCCUCUUCCUGAUUAUCACGGUUAGGUUUUAUGUUUCUCAUGCGGACACAAAAAUAUGGUUCAUAUGCAUCUUUCAGCAGAAACAGGCUUGUUAGAAGCAUUCUGUAAAAUUAGGGGUGUAAUGGUACAAAAAGAGUCCAGUUUCAGCUCGGUUUCUGUCUUUGAAGUCCUGGUUAGGUUUGUUUUCGUACAGCAAGGAACAGAAGGGGAUUUGAGCCAACAUUUUUUCUCUCAGUAACUCUGACUUUUUUCUCAGAAUUUAAUCUCCAAACUGGGCAAAGCAAGAGGCUUGUUCUGAGUUCACCUUCCGCUCCAACUAUUGAGUGUAACAGACAUGCUGAUGAUCACAUUCAGUGUUAAACUAUUCCACUAUAGUCACUAUACCAAAACCAGUAUGACUGAAAUGAUGAGCUACAUGCUGUAUGUGUGGUCUUUCCAGGGCAUCUUCUGUAGUUCAACACCAAACCGAAAAUGCUGUUUCAAAACUGUUCAGUAUAAAAACAUGAACCUUACACUCCCAACUUAGAUAGUAGUUUCCACAGCUUAUACAGAUCUCAUUUAAACCCUAAAUCAUCUGAAAUAAACAGAGGAUAAUUCAUGUUUAACUGCUGCAGCACUUAGACUACUGUUCUUCUCCAGUGUAGCUUCAAUAAUAAUUAUUUCAAUAAGCUGAUAGAGUUUCUCAACUCCCAUGAAUGUAACUUUCUUUCAUAACGUCCAGGCCAGUCACCUGAAGAUCAUCCUGUCCACCUGUAUUUAUCAUCUUCAUUUUUCUCCACACCAAGUACUUGUCAUUAGCAGAAUAUUUUGAAAAAUUUUCCACUGUGAAUGUCCGUGUCAAAGUGGGAUAUGAAUCACAUCAUGUCCUGUUUUCUUUUUAGUGUUAGUGCCACCAUUAUUUUCUUUCCUCUGUGUUCAGUCCUGCAUGCUUAGUGAUUUGAGAUUAUCGUCGAUCUGUCUGUUCCUCUCUGCUCAUCCUUCCUCUUCUGUCGCUCUUAGCAGGCCGCUUCAUGAAGUCCAAACCACAACCUGAUGUGUUUGGAGAAACAGCCUGAGUGUUAGGCCACACUUUAGCGUAAAUAACGGUGAAAUAGCUGCACAACAGUGUGAUAAAAAGACUCUUGAAAUAGUUUUGUUAACAGGAAAAGGCUCUAAAACAACAUCUCUGUGUUAAAGUGUCUGUUUUGGAGGAGCUGCUGGUGUGUGAAAUGGCCCCCUGCAGCUUUAAUGGGAGACAAUGACUGCAUUUCUCUGUGAUUGUGUUUUUAUUUCAGGUUGUGGUUUGGUCCAUUUAGAAGGCUUGCUGUCGUCUUACACAAACUAACGCACAAUCUAGUGUCCAGAGGCCUGUACACUAGCACUUUGUAGAGUUUGGACGGUAGUUUUAGGAGUGCUUUGCCACACUUUUUUUUUUGUCCUCUACAAAGACUUUAAAAUGUUCCCGCCUUUAGUAUUUAAUUUUAGGGCUGACUUCUCUGUUAAUUUUGUAAGAUUAACCCAUGACUUUUAUUUUGAAGUAAUUGCUGCUAUAUAUAUAUAUAUAUUGAAACAUAUUUUAUUUUUCCUUUGCUGGUCCUUUAUGUCCAUCACCACCCCUCUUAUUUUUCCUUGUGGAAGUCAAGAAGUUUUGGAUAGAGGGACUAAAUCAUGCACCGAGGUUUGACUCCAACCUGGUGUCCUUUAGCACUUAUUCCCCCCACUCUUUUACCAAGUUUCCUUCUUUUUUACUCUCUCAUCCUCUCAUAAGGGGAACAAAGCUCCUUAAAAUGUUUCUAUUGAAAAGUGACUGUCCUUGAGGUAAAUCCCUACACCCUAAAGGGUUUGAACCUGUGUGUAAAUUGUGUUAUAAAUGUAGCUCCACUUAGUGUGAGGUUGUGUACAUAAAUUAUAAACAGAUUAUAUAUGUAACAGAGAGAAAGAGUGGCUAACAUGCUGUAUGCUGCCUGUCUUAAAGGGGCCAUUAACUCUGUCUGUGACUCCUUUUAAUGUCAUGAGUCCCCUCUGGUGUUUCUAUAUUAAACUGAAUCUCCACUAACACACCCUUCUUCACAAACAAGAUGACAUGUGGAUUGUGUGCUUGCUUAAAGCACAGAUGUAUGAUUGUAGCGACUGAUUUCUGACAGAUUCUGAAAGUGAAAGUGAAUUAGUAACUUUUGGAAAGCUGAGGAUUGACUGAUUUGUGAUUUUUAUUCAGAGGUUUUCAGGGUCAGAGAUGAUUUAAAGUCUCAGUUAACAUAACUCCACAUAGGGGGUUAUUUAUUCAAAUAUCAUCUGUAAAUAACAUCACUUUAAUGCUCAAACACUCCACCAGAUUUCCAAAGAUGCCACAUUAAAGUACAGAGAUCUAUGUCCAUACAUGCUUGAUUCUGUACAGGGUGAUGUUUCCAUCAGAUUUUUUCAGGUUUUGUUUUGUUUUGAAAACAUCCUAAAACACAGAUUUAUUGAAUCAUCUUUCAGAUUUUCUAAUUCAAAGUUUUACUGUUCACUGUGUAAUUUCUCUGAUUUAAAAAAUCUAUAUAUAUCUGCUGUAAAGAAACAAAUCAAAUGUUGUUCACAAAGGCGAUGUGUGUUGGCAUGCCCAUUGUGUGAUUGUUUUUGUACUCGGAUGUGCUCUGUUUGCUCAAGCUUCCUUCAAUAUGACAAAAAUGAAAUUGUCAACAUGCUCCAUGUGUGUCAACCAGAAUAUCUGUCCUAAGUGAUGAUUUCCUCACACUUCUGUUUCAGCAUUAAACUGAUUUUAAAGAAGUAGAUUGAACCUUGGAAAUUUUGAUGCCAGUGAGAUUAAAACUGUUGACAUUUACAGAAUCAUUAGUACGUAAAUAAAGAUGACUAAUAAAGAUGAAAUUUUAAAGUGA